AUGACAGAAUCUGUGCAAGAAAGGCUUAAGUUAAAAAGAACAGUUCUAGAUACUUGGUCUAUAAAAGAAAAGCUAAGUUUAGCUUCGUUGGUUUUACGAAGCGGUGAUCAAAAUUGGUCAUGUGUUAGUAGAAAUAUAAGAAUAUUUGCAGAGCCAAACAGACCUCCAGACUGGUUUUCUCCCAAAAAUUGUGCUCAACAGUAUGCAAGUUUACUUGAGAAUGUUGAAACACCCAAGAGAAAGAAAAGGGUAGCUGGUUCAAAUGAAAAAUCAGAGGUUGAAACUCCUGGUGAAAGCAUAGUUAGAAAAUUAAAAACAGAUAGGAUAGAGGAAUUAAAAAAAAAAAUGGAAGAAAUUAAAAUGGAGUAUUUAAAAGUAAAGGAAUCAAGUAAUGCUAUAAUUUCUGGUAAACCUGAUGUUAAAUUACCAGUAUUACUUCAGGAAAUUGAGGAUGAAAAAAAUAAAAAAGAAUUAGAAAAAGAAGCCCAUAUAAAAUGGUUAAAGGAAAGAGAAGAGAGAAAAAUAGAGUUAGAAAGGGCUUGGAAACCGGGAUCUAGAUUAAUGAACAUCAGAAGAGCUUCCAGUAUAUCGGAACCAAGCAGUGAAGCAGACAGUCCUUUAAGUGAACCCUUAAAUGUGGAUGUUCCCGAAGAAUCCGCAAUGGCAAAACCAACUCCAACCUCUCCUUUGCUCACCAGUCUUUUAAAAUCACCUUCUACUGCAUCUCAGCCAUCAACUACUUCCUCAAUAUUACAUUCAGCCAUAACAUCUCCUCACAGAGGUUCAUCAUCGCCAACCAUAGCUAGUUUACUUAGCUCUUCUCCAGGUUUACCUGGUAAUUUUUUAAUGCCGCCAUCAAAUGUUUCAUCAAAUUUAAAAAAUUUAGUGUCAAAUGCUAUUGCUAAUUCUUUUAGCGAUGAGCAUAAAAUUCUUCCUUCUUCACCUUCACAAGGUGCCCCAACUUUAUCAAUGUUGCUUGAGUUGCCUCCCUCGUUACCUGGCAAACCUUUGCCGAUGCUGAAAUCGCAGCCUUCUUCACCACCUCCUUACUCAGGUCCUCCUCCGCCUUAUUCUCAAGCUACAGAAUACCUACAGAAACAAAGAGCAGAAGAACUGGCUGCACAAGCCAAGGCCAAGGCUAUGGAAGAUGAAAUUAAAACAGAAUCGUCCCCACAGACUGAUAAUCCUGAACCUCCUCCUCCUUCGGAAUCGAAUCCUUCUGUUAGUUCUAAGCGACCUAACAUAAAGGGAAAAAGUUUCGAAUCGUCGGAACCUUCGACGGAUGAAUCCUGCGGUCAAGAACCGUCGGAAAAAACUCCUUCCGUCAAAGAAAAAGAAUCAAAGAGAAAUUUACACAAUACCUCCGAUCAUGAUUAUGUUGAAACUACAACAACUACUUCUACUACUACCACCACAACCACCACCCCUGUACCAUCAAACGAAGGAAAUGUUGAAAGUGAUGUAGUAGUAAAGAAUUCAGAAACUGAUGUUUUUGAAUUUGAUGAAUACAAAGAAGGAUUUGAAAAAAUUCAAAUAUUGACAAAAGACUCCAAAAUGAGUUAUUUAAAAAAUAAUACAUCCAAAGUAGUAGUAGCAACAGCUAAAAAAGAAUCGGAUUGUAAUAACCAAAAAAAUGAAAACCUGGAUGACAGUACUAAAGACAAUGUCGAACUCGAAAAAAAUAAUUCUGUAAAAGGUCAAGAAAAAGAUUUUAUUUCAGUAAAACCUGAAAAAGAGGAUGUAACCGAAUCAACUACGACUGAAAAAGGACUUUCCCCUGCAGCAGCAGCAGCAGCAGGAAAAACCAUUGAAGAACCAAAAAAAAUUGAUGCCGUUCCUGUUGAAGAAGAGAAUAUUGAAAAAAAAAUCACUCCUGAUUUGAACAAUGUCAAUGACAGCACCUCGGAAAUUCAAAAUCCUCCCGAAGAGGAAAAACAAGUACAAGAAGAACAAAAUCAAGAAGAAGAAAAAGUUAUUACGGAAAAAGAAACAACCGACUACGAUAUGGAGUCUCAGAAAAAAGAAUCAGAGGAAAAUAAUAAGAAAAUUAAAGUGAAAAUUGAAGACAAUGGAGAACACAUGGAAGAAGACAAAUUAGAAACGGAAGAAUCAGAUCCGGUCAAAGACGAAGAAGUUCCUUCUAAUCUAUUGGAGAUGAAUAGAACGGAUAAAGCUGAUUUAUCAACAACGGAAGAUGAAAAAAGUAACGAUGCCACACCCAAAGUGUAUUCCAGAAGAAGGGGAGGUCCUAGUUUUUCAGAUUCGAUUCCCAACAGUCCUGCACCCCUGUCGGAAGAAGAAAAAGAACACAAGGUUUGGAAAAAAGCUGUCAUGUUGGUUUACACGAGGAUUGCAGGACACAAAUACGCUUCCCUGUUUUUAAAACCAAUCAGCGACGAUCACGCACCAGAAUAUAGUAGCAUAGUUAAAAGACCCAUGGAUUUGAGUACGAUAAAAAGAAACAUUGAAAUAGGAAAUAUUCGAACGACAGCAGAAUUUCAAAGAGAUGUCAUGCUCAUGUUUAUGAAUGCUCUCAUGUACAACGAAAGGGAUCAUCACGUUUAUAAAAUGGCCAAGGAAAUGCAAGCGGAUAGUUUGGAUCAUUUUCAAAUGUUGUUGAGAGUGGCUGAUGAAAAUACGCCCUUGAGAAGGGAAACGAGAACUCAACAAAAUUCGGAUGUUAAAUUUAGAUCGAGUGAAAAAAAUUCAAGUAAAAAAGAUUUGGAUAAAUCCACAACGAAUUCAUCGGAUCUUAAACCAAAAGGAAGGACGAGAAAUUCACCGUGUCCCCCUGUUAGAUCGAGAACUUCGGAAAAACUAACGCAGUCUGGAAGAAAACGUUCUGUCGGAGUCACUGGAGAAACUUCGAGGAAAAGACUCAAAGUCAGUUAA
Messenger RNA from Pediculus humanus corporis (human body louse), 2892 nucleotides. RefSeq names its product Bromodomain-containing protein, putative. Gene Ontology annotation, cellular component: NuA4 histone acetyltransferase complex. The coding region runs from base 1 to 2892 and encodes 963 amino acids. The record is from RefSeq and is a predicted model, not a curated record. Gene Ontology annotation, molecular function: protein binding. NCBI's taxonomy places the organism in Eukaryota, Metazoa, Arthropoda, Insecta, Psocodea, Pediculidae. The transcript is spliced from 12 exons.